AUGGGAGAAGCAGAAGCUGUUCAAACAGACGAAAAACAGGCUGAUUCUGGUAUCAGUCCAGUUGAAGAGUCGGUCAUAUGGAGCCAAGAGGUGGAGGUGUGCCUUUUCCAUGCUAUGUUGGGUCACAAACCCGUUGGAGUAAAUCGUCACUUUCACAUGAUUUGCAUACGUGAUAAAUUCAGUCAGAAUAUUGGGAGACAAGUAUCGUCAAAAGUCAUAUGGGACCACCUUGGAACAAUGUAUGAUAUGCAAGCUCUGCACGAAUCAGAAAUCUUGCCCUUUCCCAACUCUGAGAAGAGUUUUGUUCUGCCAGAUGAAAUUAUACAAGAUGUGAAGGAAGGUAAGCUGGGAGCAGAAGAGGAAGUGAAAGAAGAAAUUAAAGAAGAAAGAGACCCGCCUGCAACACACGAAGAAGGUCUGGGUCCCAGUUUGGCUGGCCAGGAUAUUGAGAGGCAGCAACUCCUCAGUGAAGAUGACCGAAAAGCCCAGCAGCAAAGACAAGGAGAAAGACAAAGAGAGGGGUUCAAGUGAUAGUGGGACGGACAAGAGGAAGAGGAACCGUGUGACUGAGAAGGUGCUCAGCUCCAACAGUAACCCCUCCAGCCCCGGUGGAGCCAAGCGUCGCCGAACGUAGCCAGUAGGGGUCUCUGUCGAGCUGCCACUGCCGUCGGCCGUGACGCAGCGGGAAAACCUGCACUCAGUGCUGUUCUGUGAGGCCGAGGGUUGUGAAGAGUGUGUGCUAGAAUGCGUCAUAGCAUGGAGACUGAGAAUCUCUGCAAGAGGCCUGAUAUCUGCUUGGCGGCAGUGGACACUCAAGUGUUUUGAAUAUUCCAUUCAAUCACUGGGGAAAAGCAGAGCUGUAGACCCACAGACGGAUAGCUUCUGUCCAAGGCAAACGCAAUUGUAAUUUUGCUGAUUUGCUCGAUGAUGCUAUUUGUGUUAUGGUGGGCUGUUCUGUCAUACUGUGAAAGGUUUAUUGUAGGUACUACUGCUGGUAGCUAGCAUUGUCUGUGACCCAAAUGUCACUGAAGACUUAAAUUGAAAAUGAUGACCCCGUUUGGUUUAUAGUUGAAGAAAUGGCUGACUGCUUCCUACAAAAAUCAACUGUUGUAGUUACUGUAGUUGUAGGAUUGCUUCAUUGCUUGUGCCCUACCUGUUUCCUUAAGAAGGGAUUGAGACAUUUGAAAAUCUAUGGCACUGAGUAGCCACACUUUACUUCCAUCUUCCCUUGAAGUUAACCUGAUAAUUGCAACUAAUUAUUCCAUAUCAUUUACACAGUUGUGAAUUUAUGCUUGUUGUUUUCCAGUAGCACAGAACUGGGGGAUGGACUGAAGUUUUCUUUCACUAAGUUUUCCUUCUGCCUGUAGACUUGACAUGACCCCUGUCAUAACCAUUUAUGUGAAUUUUGGCAAAAACUUGACAAAUCGUUGCAGACUUCACAACAGUAACGCAUUGACCUUAUAUGUAUCAUAUAUAUGUGACAACACCGUAUACCACAUCUAUUGCACACUGUUGAUAGAUUGGCGUAGAUGGAUGUUUAAAUAUGCAUGCAUGCAUGGUCUUGUGUUGUUAUCAUCUUAUCAACAUCACUUGCUAUACAACUGCCAGGGUAUUUGCCAUUGAAACGUGAGUGAUUAUGAAUAGUUCUUCAGGGGCUGUGUCGUGAGUAUGAUACAGUAGAGGGUUGUUAGUGAAAUCAAAAUGGUACAACAUGGUGGACCUUAAACUGACAUGACAGCUGUAGUGUAGGACAGUCACUGAUCAUUUCUUCUGUUUUCAUUAAGUACUGUUUGAAGGCUGACUACUUGAUAUGUGAUUAUACCCUGUAAUAUAGCCAGUAAUCUUAAAUGAUGUUUUUUUAUUUAAAAUUUUAAACUCCCAGUCAAUUUUCACUGUGUUCAUUCCAGAAUGAAUAAAUGGGAGGUUGAAGUGCAUGUUGGGAUGUAAUGAUGGUUUAAUUGUUUUUGCGAAACAUUUAUGGGUUUGUUAUAUCUGACAAUUAGUCUGUAGAUGAACAACAAUAGAACACUUGUGCGACUAACCAUCCCUUCAUAAAAAACGAAAUUCAAGAAUAAUUGCACUCAUUCUUUAUAUUGGCUUUGGACCUUUUAUGUUUGAACUUUAUCAUUUGAUUUUUUUAUUUAUUUACCAUGCUCCAUGCUAAUGUCUUAUUAAAUUUUAAUUUUA
Molecule: messenger RNA, 2187 nt
Organism: Anguilla rostrata (American eel)
Lineage: Eukaryota; Metazoa; Chordata; Actinopteri; Anguilliformes; Anguillidae
Gene: mrgbp
Product: MRG/MORF4L binding protein
Exons: 6
Coding region: 1-531 (176 amino acids)
Biological process (GO): regulation of transcription by RNA polymerase II
Cellular component (GO): nucleus; NuA4 histone acetyltransferase complex
Source: RefSeq, a predicted model, not a curated record